Fragaria vesca subsp. vesca is the source of this 1688-nucleotide messenger RNA. RefSeq names its product trafficking protein particle complex subunit 12-like. NCBI's taxonomy places the organism in Eukaryota, Viridiplantae, Streptophyta, Magnoliopsida, Rosales, Rosaceae. The record is from RefSeq and is a predicted model, not a curated record. The coding region runs from base 6 to 1082 and encodes 358 amino acids. The transcript is spliced from 3 exons. Gene Ontology annotation, molecular function: protein binding.
CCCAAAUGGACCCACCCACACCCGAAUCCCUCGCCCUCUCCACCGCCGACCCCCUAACCUCUCAUUUCACCUCCCUCAACGACCUCGCCCAAGAGCUCGCCUCCCUUCAAGACCUCGCCACGCGCGGCUCCUGGCGCUCCAUCCUCGACAAGGUCACACGCGCCCGAGCCCAGUCCCUCCUCACCAAGCCCCACGACCACCUCGUCUACUUCACCUACAACGUCCUCGCCCUCACCAAACUACGUCGUUUCACCGACGCCGCCGGCGAGAUCGACUCCCUCGAAGACCUCAACAGCCUCCGCUACAAAUACGAAGGCUAUCCGGAUGUCUACCCGGGCCGGGUCGGGUCCAUGGUCCCGUUCUCGCUGCGGUGGAUGUACGCGUUGAUCCCGAUGAAAUUGGGCCGGCGGCAGGAUGGGCUGGACCGCCUCUAUGUCCUGCUGGAUUUCGUGAGGCGAAAAGUGAAGGAGAAGAGAGAGAUUGGGAGUGUUGAUGUGUGGAGGAGGAGGGAGAUGUUUGUUAUGAAUGGCAUUAUCGGGGUUCAUUUGAAUCAGAAGGAGCUAGCUGCUUGUUUGAGCUUGAUCAAGGAGUUAUUGAACCGGGAUUAUACCGAUCCGGUUCUUGUUUCGAAGCUGGGGUAUAUACAGAUGCAAAUGGGGGAUUUAGAGGGAGCGAAAAGCUCCUUUAAUGCGGUGCAGGGGAUGGUGGAGAAGGAGGAGGGGAGUGAGAUGAGGAAUUUGGUGAGUAGGAACAAGGCGUUGGUGUUUAUGGUGGGGAAGGAUUAUGUGUCGGCGGUGAGGGAGUAUGAGGAGUGCAUUGAGAGGGAUGGGAGUGAUGUGGUGGCGAUUAAUAACAAGGCGCUUUGUUUGAUGUACUUGAGGGACUUGUCGGAUUCGAUCAAGGUAUUGGAGAGUGCGCUGGAGAGGGUUCCUACAGUGGCGCUGAAUGAGACGCUUGUGGUGAAUUUGUGUAGUAUGUAUGAGCUGGCUUAUGUUAAUCAUGGGGAUGUUAAGAGGACGCUGAGUAGCUGGAUUGCGAGGGUUGCUCCGGAUGAUUUUGAUACGGCUUCUACGAGGAUUUGAUAUCAGGAUACGAACUGAAGGUUUCUAUGAACUGAAGGUUAUGUUGUAUUGCUUCAGAUAUAAUGCAGAGGAGGCCAAAUUCCUUUCACCUACCCCUCUUCACCAGUGAGAUUGUCCAUCAUCCAAUUUUGUUGCUUUCGAAGUUAUCCAUAUACUUAGCGAAAAAGCAUGUUAUGUAUAUGUUUACUUAGUCAAGUGACUCAAGUGGAAUGUUUUUGUUGAAUGGCCACUAUGAUUGUUUCGAAGAGAAAAGGCUGAAUCAUAGCUGGGGUUUGGGAGCAACGACUUUUAUCUGAAAAUUAAAAGAGGAAUUCCAGAGAAGGUGGAAUUCAGAUAAGGUCGUGCAGGUGGACAAAUAGCCAUAAGAGGUGUUCAGAUAAGAGUUGUUUGACCUCUGACCAAUAAUUGGCCAAAAGAACCUCUUGGAAAACACCCUUGAUCCCCAAUUCAAACCCUAAUUUAUGCAGAUGACUCCAGUUGGAUACCGUUCUCUCUCUCUCUAUCUUCAAGAAGUAUAAAUCCUUGCAAGUAUUGCUUGCUGGGUUAAUUUGCUUGUGAGUGUAUUUUUCCCGUUUUUCAAUUGCAAAUUUGCAAUCAUCUUUAUUU